Acanthamoeba castellanii str. Neff is the source of this 660-nucleotide messenger RNA. Its product is annotated as GATA zinc finger domain containing protein. Lineage: Eukaryota; Discosea; Longamoebia; Acanthamoebidae. The record is from RefSeq and is a predicted model, not a curated record. Gene Ontology annotation, molecular function: zinc ion binding; sequence-specific DNA binding. Gene Ontology annotation, biological process: regulation of DNA-templated transcription. The transcript is spliced from 3 exons. Bases 1 to 660 code for a protein of 219 amino acids.
AUGACUGCGGACAAGCUGGCGCGCAUGAGCAUGGCAGCAAGCAUCGGGCCGGGACUGAGCGAGGCCGACUACGGGCUCUUCUCCAGGAGUCUGGAGGACAUGAGCGGCUGCAUUCACCAGCUCUGCAGGGCCUACCAGUUGCAGGAGCCCGCACUGGUCCCUGGUGGGGCCUUCCCCGACCAAACAUCUGAGACGAGCGAGGCGGCAACCGCGCCUGCCGCUGCAACAGGUGAGGACAGUGAAGCCGGGAGGGGCUUCAAGAAGCACAGGCCGUCCAACCGCGUGAGGCCAGACAAGGCCUGCCUCGAGUGCGGCAGGAGAGACACAGCCCAAUGGAGACGUGGCCCGCUGGGUGUGUCGACUUUGUGCAAUGCGUGCGGCAUCAGGCACGCCAGGGUGAUGAAGAAGGUGAUGAGGCAGCAGGUGCUCAGGCUUGGAUUGUCGCCCGGCUGCACUCCUCCUCUCCCUGAUGAGGCCGAAGACGGCCAGCACGCCGCCUCGCCUGUACAACAAGGUCACUACCACCACCAGAACCAAAGAGAUGAGUGGCCUGGACUCAACAGCGACGACGACGAAAGAGAGUCCACCGCCAUCGACCACCUUCCUCACGCCGCCCACCAGCAGGCCGCGAGGUCCUCGGUCUACGACCUCCUCAACUAA